AUGUGGGAUGCGAUGGGAGUCAGAAUGGCCUACAUGCUGGCCUACCCCAUGGAGGGAGGUACUGUCAGAGUGGAAAUGAUGGACCUGAAUCAUAACAUUGGCGAAGCCACCGCUUUCAGUUCUCACCCCAGCUGGUUGACCGCCUUCAGUCCCAUCAGCAAGAACUUUGCAUAUUGGGCCCAGGGAGCAUAUGGGCUGACGGAGGCUGUUGUGGAGCUGAAGAAGAUGCCAGCUGCACCUAAGAGAGCGAUGGAUGCCAUCCGCCUGAACAAGAAUGGCUAUCUGCUCCUACCGCCAAUGUGCAGCUGA
Sparassis crispa is the source of this 309-nucleotide messenger RNA. RefSeq lists its product as hypothetical. The transcript has 3 exons. NCBI's taxonomy places the organism in Eukaryota, Fungi, Basidiomycota, Agaricomycetes, Polyporales, Sparassidaceae. The coding region runs from base 1 to 309 and encodes 102 amino acids. The record is from RefSeq and is a predicted model, not a curated record.